Solanum dulcamara is the source of this 779-nucleotide messenger RNA. Its product is annotated as H/ACA ribonucleoprotein complex subunit 2-like protein. Bases 4 to 591 code for a protein of 195 amino acids. The transcript has 4 exons. Lineage: Eukaryota; Viridiplantae; Streptophyta; Magnoliopsida; Solanales; Solanaceae. Gene Ontology annotation, molecular function: box H/ACA snoRNA binding. Gene Ontology annotation, biological process: rRNA pseudouridine synthesis; snRNA pseudouridine synthesis. Gene Ontology annotation, cellular component: box H/ACA snoRNP complex; nucleolus. The record is from RefSeq and is a predicted model, not a curated record.
UUUAUGGGGCCGAGGAGCUUAAACCCUAGAACCAAAAUUAGCCAAUUCAUCUUCCUGAUAAACCCUAGUCCCUGCUUCUUCUUUUUUCCAGAAAAAAACAGACCUGUACGAGAAGAGAGAGAAAUGGGUAGCGAUAGCGAAGUGGAGAAGAGUGCACAAAAGGAGAAGAAGAAGAUUUUUGCUUUAGCUCCUAUUGCCAAACCCCUUGCUGGAAAAAAACUCAACAAACGCAUCUUCAAACUUGUUAGGCGAGCUGCUGAGAAAAAAUGCUUGAAGAGGGGCGUUAAAGAGGUCGUGAAGAGUAUUCGACGAGGACAAAAAGGAGUGUGUGUUAUAGCUGGAAAUAUAUCUCCUAUAGAUGUCAUCACUCAUGUUCCAAUCUUGUGUGAGGAAGCUGAUAUACCAUACAUCUACGUUUCCUCGAAAGAGGAUCUUGCAAAUGCUGGAGCGACCAAGAGACCAACAUGCUGUAUUUUGGUUCAGACAAAGCCUGCCAAAGGGGAACUUAGCCAGGAGGAUCAAGAGAAACUGGAAACAGAUUAUGAUCAAGUUGUAUCAGAAGUUGGUGAAAUGGCAUCCUCGAUGUUCUGAUUAUCAAUAACAUUAUGAUAUUGGUGUUUGUACCUAAUUCCCUAGUACUCAACUUUGGUAAUGGCUCUCUAGUAUUAGUCUUUCCAAGCUGAGCUGCUGCUUUUUUCCAUUACCUGUCUAAAUUCUGGAACAUGAUUCAAAGGUGCUGCUAUGUAUCGAUAUCCAAGUAUUGCUUUGUCAUGUGUGAA